This is a messenger RNA of Didymodactylos carnosus, 3226 nucleotides long. NCBI's taxonomy places the organism in Eukaryota, Metazoa, Rotifera, Eurotatoria, Philodinida, Philodinidae. The record is from the annotation of a GenBank genome assembly.
AUGCUGAUAGUGUAUGUGUUAUCAAAAGCUCAGUGUUUAUGGAAUAAUAAUGAUGAUUAUAACACUGCAAUGUUAUACAUUAUUGCUGUUUACAAGUACACAAGACAAAAUUACAAACUAUUAGCAACUGUUAUUCAUAACUCUUGUAAGUUAUUACUUGAACAUAACGAGGAUAUUAUCGAUAUUUUAAUAUCAACCAUAAAAGUCUAUGAAAAUAUACCUGAUAAAAGUAGUCAUUUGUAUAAAUUACAUUUAUUAUUAAUAAAUGAAUUGGGAAGAGAUGAACAAAUAACAUCAUUACAAUUGGUCAAUGGGGGAUGUCACAUAAUUGACAAUCGAUUUUCAGAACAUCCGAUCAAUGAAUUGAAUGAAUUGAUUAAAAAUACGAAUGAAAUGUUAAAUCGAUAUCUUGAACAAGAUGUUAAAGAAGCAAUAGAACAAAAGUCGAUCAAUAAACUGGUGCUAUUAUUUGAUAAAAUGAAUAACCCUAAACUAUUACGAACAAUUGUAGAUACUAUCGAUGUUUCAACAAAUAUUGAACGUGCAAUGGUAUAUUUAAUUAAAGCACAAAUAUCAAAAUUAGAAAAUAACUCUCUCGAAACUGUCGCAAACCUUGAACAAGCUCUUCUUUGUUGUUCAAAUGAUAAUACUUUAGUAAAUACUAUUGUUUCACUAAUAGAACAGGUUUCUGUUCAACAUAUAUUAUUAAAUGAUAUCAAAAAUCUCAAUUCAAAUUUAAAUAAUAAUGUUGAUUUUAUCGAUCAAUUAGUGACAUCGAGUAUCAUUUCAAACACGGACCUACCAACAGCACUUUAUUAUUCAAAAUCAUUAAAACAUAUGAAUUUGAUUCGAAAAUACGAAAAAUCAAUUUUUAAAGGAUCGAGUAAUAAAUCAGUUGCCUUUCGUUAUCUGGAUAUGUGUUCGAUCUCCAAUAGUCCAACGUGUAUAGCAGCCAAUUGCAUUAUGGCUGCUCUUCAUUUUUAUCAAAGAAUUCAAUCCAUUCAUUCAAUGAAUACAAUAGCUGAGAUAUAUGCCUAUCGAAAUGGAAUUUUUGAUCUUUGUAAUAACAUUCACAUUUUAGCAAAAUAUUAUCUAAGUCCACAUAUGCAGAUUUAUUUUUAUAAACUUUCAUUUACUCUAAUUGUUAAAACAAAUCAAAUUCUAAAACAUUAUUUACCAAAAAAACAUUCGUCAUCAACUCAAUUAUUGAUACAAAAAAAUGAAAGUCAAUUUAUUACAAACCUAUUAGAAAAUAUUAUCAAUACGUCUACUCUGUCACCAUUAAUUCAAAUGCCAACAUCACUCACCUAUGAUACUAUGUAUUUACAUAUGGCUGGUAAAAAAGUUUUAACUAAAUUUCUCAAACAAAUAAAGACAAAUUAUAGUCAGUACCUACUGUUCGAAGGUGUUUGUAAAGGAUGGAUUGAUGAUAGUGACAAUGACCACGAUAAUAUCAAUAAUUUUGAUACUAUUCGAUAUGAUUGUAUGAAUUCAUUAUUGAGGGAACAUCAGUGGACUAUGAACGAUGUGCAAACAGUAUUAGAAUGGUCGUACAUUCAUCGUACUACAGAUGGUUGGCUAUUGAAUAAUGUAAAAUCGUUGAACACUCAUGAAAAUUACAAAUUUUCAAACGUAGUUGGUGUCAGAUUUAAUGUUGAGAUGGGAGAAAUUAAACUUUUAUUUCAAACAAGUAAAACGAUGAAUGAUGCUCUGUUAGGCAUCGAUGAUGUAGUGGAGAUAUUGACACAUGGUAUUACAAGUGCCAUUUUCGCACUGGAACCGAUCGAAUCAUUCGAGUAUCCAUUACACCCAUUUCAAGAAUUAAAAUAUGCACCACAAAGUUUAACACAUACAAAUUAUUUGAAAACACUGUUGCAUUCGUAUUCGCUAAUACAGAUGAUGUUGAUGGGUACAGAAGUAUGUGCAACAUCACCCUUCCCUAUGAAAAAUAUAUAUGAUGGUUUCAUGCAGCAACUACCAACACGAUUACAAGAAAAAUUACAACCCAUCUAUUCGGCCGAAAAUGUUUGGCUUGAAUCAGAUGAAUUAACAUAUGAAAAACAUGAUGAUGGUAAUAUAAUAUCAUAUUAUAUAAAUGAUUUUAGAAUGCUGAUUAAAGUGGAUGGUAAAAUUCUUGAUACAUUAACGGACUCGUAUAAUGAUCUCGGCACAUAUUUUCCAGCAAUAUUAAGGUUAAAAGAAUUGUUAAAACUCGGUGCAUUAUUGACAUUUAUUCGUGCGAGUUAUAUCGCUUUUGAGAAAAUAUCGACAAAUAUUCAAAUUGAUGAUCAAACAAUUGAAGAAUAUUUGGCAUAUAUAAAGCGUGUUAUCACAUACCCACGUGCCACCACAUCUAAAGUAAGCGAAGAAGUCGAUGAAAUAUUACGAGAAAAUAAUCGGUCACGUUGGGAUGUAUCAUUGUCAAAUAUAAAUGAUCUUGAAAGUUCUAUUCGAUCUGACUUAAUCGAUCUUGAUGAGAAACAAUUAUCCAUCGUCGUGGAUGUCAUAUGUAUAUCAUUUCAUUGUGAGAAGAAUUCAACAGUUAAAAAUCAUAUUGAAAAAUGGUUAGAUUACGAUUGGCACAAAGAUGCCUUGCUCAAAUUCCUUAUGGAAUCAGCCAAAGAAUAUCGUCAACAAAAAUACUCAAAAUUAUUGAAUGUCAUUAAAACCACUGGAAUUAAUUUGAAUGCAUCCGAUCGAAAUCUGAAACUGGCAAAUACCAAAGAUGAAUGUUCAUGGAUACCAAGAAUAUUUUUAAAAAAUGCACAAAAAUCCGUUAUUUACGGUGGUAUUAGCUUACAACAAAAAUUAGUAAGGGAAUCACCGAAAUCACAGACAAGAUCGUCGAUAGCGUUUGAUCUAGCAGAAUUAUUUAAAAUAGCAAAAACAAAAGUAAUUUCAAUAUAAACAUCCAGAUUUUAAAUUCUUUGAAAGUUUGAAGAUCCUGUUGGACAAACAGUGUAUUCUACAAGAGAUAAUGUGUGCUAUAUUAUUAUAUUUUCUUCUCUAAAAUUGAUGAAAGUUGUCAUUCUUUCUGAAUGAUAAUAUACAUUCUAGCUAUGCCGAUAAACAAUUCUUACUUUUUUCUUAUCUGUUUCACUAACGAGGGAACUAUCCCAAGUGUUAAUCACAGAUGCUAACGAGAGGUACCCCAAUCGAUAGAGCUCGACGAGCUGAUUCUAGUGGCAUAAAGCAUUUUCCCCAAUGUUUCUUGAAGACCCAGUUU